UACUUACUACAAACAAAUUAUCAAUGGCAAAGGUUUAUCCUAAUCAAGAAACCACAACAUCCUCUCAGUUUCACAAUCAGUACUAUCUUAGCUCCAAAAAAGAAACAUAUACUUUAUGGAUGAAAUCACUUGUUCUUCAUUCUAAUGGUUGCACUGUCUAUAAUUCAAAUGGUAACAUAGUUUACAGAGUUGAUAACUAUGACAGAAAAGGUAGAAGAGAAGUUAAUCUGAUGAAUCUACAAGGAAAUCUUCUUUGCACCAUCAAAAAAAGAUUACUAGCUCUUGGAUGUUGGGAAGGUCACAAAUAUUGCAACAAUUCUAAACAACCAUGGUUUGAAGUUAAGAAAUGUCUCACUCUCGCGGGGAAAAUAGCUUGCGAGAUUAAAGCAGGGUCCCAAAAUCUGUGCAUAGAGAGAAUGAGUAUUGGAAAAUCACUUGCUUUUCGGAUAGUAAACAAAUUAAACGGAGAAAUCAUAGCAGAGGCAAAGCAAAAACAAUCAUCUUCAGGAGUUGUUUUGAGUAAUGAUGUUCUAACUUUGGAUUUGGCAGCUGGAACGGAUCAUUCGUUAAUAAUGGCUUUGAUUACGGUCUACGGAUUAAUAUGCGGCUUAAUGUAGAUAGAUACUCGUUAAUUAAUUUCAUACUAGUAGGAUUUGAAAUUUUUGUAUAGUUUGUAUAAAAAGAUAUCACACCAUAUCUUACUAGAACAAUAGGAGUGAGUAAAUUAAGUAGCUAGUAAGAGAACAUAGCACUUUUUUUGUUCUUUUGGAAUGGUUUUUUUUAGUUUCAUCAGAAAUUAAGCUGUGUACAUCAAUUACUAUCCAGCUUGUACUUGUUCUCAAUGUUGCUUUAAUUGUGUAAUAUAUACUUAGCAAUUUUCAUAAA
Messenger RNA from Trifolium pratense (red clover), 885 nucleotides. RefSeq names its product protein LURP-one-related 4-like. The coding region runs from base 24 to 617 and encodes 197 amino acids. The transcript is spliced from 2 exons. Lineage: Eukaryota; Viridiplantae; Streptophyta; Magnoliopsida; Fabales; Fabaceae. The record is from RefSeq and is a predicted model, not a curated record.